Messenger RNA from Theobroma cacao (cacao), 1825 nucleotides. Its product is annotated as linamarin synthase 2-like. The record is from RefSeq and is a predicted model, not a curated record. Gene Ontology annotation, molecular function: quercetin 3-O-glucosyltransferase activity; quercetin 7-O-glucosyltransferase activity. NCBI's taxonomy places the organism in Eukaryota, Viridiplantae, Streptophyta, Magnoliopsida, Malvales, Malvaceae.
CAUUAAGUUGGGAGGGUUUCUCACAGGCCUUGAAUUUUACACUUGAACUCAUUGCAUUUUAUUCAAAGAUGGGUUCAAUCGGAGCCAGUAAACCCCAUGCUGUUUGUGUUCCAUAUCCUUCACAAGGCCAUGUUACCCCAAUGAUGCACCUAGCUAAGCUUUUGCACUCGAAAGGGUUCCACAUAACCUUCGUUAACACUGAGUUCAACUAUAGACGCCUGGUCCGGUCCAAAGGGGCAGAAGCUGUUAAGGGUCUGCCAGAUUUUCGGUUUGAUGCCAUUCCGGAUGGGCUGCCACAUUCUGACCGUGACGCGACACAGGAUAUUCCAGCGCUAUGUGAUUCAACGCGGAAAAAUUGUCUGGCUCCAUUCUUGGAGCUAAUAGCAAAGUUAAACUCCUCAUCAGAAGUUCCUCCGGUUUCCUGCAUUAUUUCGGAUGGAGUCAUGAGCUUUGGUAUUAAGGCAGGUGAAAUACUUGGCAUACCAGAGUUCCAGUUUUGGACUGCCUCAGUUUGUGGCUUCAUGGGUUAUUUGCAGUACAGCGAACUAGCGAAAAGAGGCAUUGUUCCUUUCAAAGAUGGAAAUUUCAUUAGUGAUGGCACUCUGGAUACACCAAUUGAUUGGAUCCCUGGUAUGAGUAACAUGCGCCUCAAGGAUAUUCCAAGCUUUAUCAGAACCACUGAUCCCAAUGACAUAAUGUUUGAUUUCUUGGGAUCAGAAGCACAAAACUGCUUAAAAUCUUCUGCAAUCAUUUUCAACACAUUUGACGAAUUAGAACAAGAGGUGCUAGAGGCCAUUGUUGCCAAAUUCCCUUCUGUUUAUACCAUAGGUCCCCUGACCUUGCUCGGAAGGCAUGUUCCUCAAAGCCAACUCAGAUCAGCAAGGUCCAGCUUAUGGAAGGAAGACACGAGCUGUAUUGAAUGGCUUAACAAAAGGGAACCCAAUUCGGUGGUGUAUGUGAAUUACGGUAGUGUGACUGUGAUGUCAGAUCACCAUCUGAAAGAAUUUGCUUGGGGGCUUGCAAACAGUAAGCACCCAUUUUUAUGGAUAAUUAGGCCUGAUGUGGUAAUGGGUGAAUCUGCUAUUUUGCCAGAAGAAUUUUUCGAGGAGAUUAAGGAUAGAGGAUUGAUAACAAGCUGGUGCCCCCAAGAUGAAGUGCUCUGCCACCCAUCGGUUGGUGUUUUCCUGACGCAUUGUGGAUGGAAUUUUACAUUAGAAUCCAUAUCAGGAGGUGUGCCUGUAAUCUGUUGGCCAUUCUUUGCUGAGCAACAAACAAAUUGUCGAUAUGCUUGCACCAAAUGGGGCAUUGGCAGGGAAGUUAAUCCUGAUGUAAAGCGUGAUGAUGUUAAGGCUCUUGUAAAGGAAAUGAUGGAAGGGGAUAAUGGAAAGCAGAUGAGGCAGAAGGCGCUGGAAUGGAGGAGCAAAGCAGAAGUUGCCACUGAUAUUGGAGGAUCUUCUUACAAUAAUUUUGACAGAUUCAUUAAUGAGGCUCUCUCCAUCAUGGAUAAAAAUGAAACUUUCUAGUCUAGAGAGUGGUGCAAACUAGUCUGAUCUCAACUACCCCUUUCAAUAAGCACCAAUUUGGUAAUUCACGACAUUGGUUUUCUAAUUUUCCCAAUUUAAAAACCAUAGCACUGUCAAGCUUUCUGUACGUGGCAUGGAAUCUGAUCAGUUUGGUACUCUAUGGAUUUGUGAUGUUGCAGUUUAAGACUGUAUCAAACAAAAUAACAUUGUUGUAUCAAGCACUGAAAUGAACAGUUUUUAUGAGGCAUUGCUAUUCUGUUUAAACAAAGGCAGGGCCACAGGGGAAAUGAGACAGAUUUGAA